GUCGUUUUCAUAGCUGUCCCGCAACGGCAUCUACACGCCGACGCCGCCCGUUUCGUUAUCCGCGCCCGCCGUGUAAGAUAAUUAAAGAAAAACACGCUCAGUUUUCUAGCCGUACAAUAAUAUACGUUUUAUACGUUUUAUACGUUUUAUACGUUUUAUACGUUUUAUACGUUUUUUUGCCGCGUGCGUUAUUGUACCGUUACAAGUCUCGUUCGUCUCCGCGAGCACGUAAGUAAACACCGUCUACUCGUUUUGCUGAAUAUUUUCACCGUCGGAUAUUUCCGUAAUAAUUGAAAUCUGUCGGCGCGUAACAAUUCUUAUGCCGCCGUAACGGGCGCAGUUUAACCUCUCGUUAUUUUCACCUCUGGGGCGGACAGUAUUUUGCGAAGUCGACUUUUACUAACAGCGACGGAUAAAUUUGACUCCCCCCCCACCUCUUCCACCAUUAUAAUUUGUAAAAACUGCUCUUAGAUUAAUUUCAUAUUUUAAAUUUAUAUUGAUAUUGAUAUGAAAUUUUAUAUUUUUAUUGAAUAAUUCCAAUUUGUUAACAUUAAUAAAAUGUUAAUUAAUUUUUUAAUUUCUAGAAUUCGUGUUUUUUAUAUUGACUUACAUUCAAUUAUAACAGAAAAAACUUUCUUCCCCGCCCUUAUUUAUGGCUGUAAUGCAACAUCUAACACAAAGUUUUCUAUUAUUUUUCAAUUCUUAAAGGGUAUUAGUAAAAAAGUACACAAGUUGAUGUAAUUUACAUGUAUCAUUCAUACUAUUUAACUAAACUUUCCAAAUUAUUCCAGAUAUUUAUUCCAUUUUAUAUUUUUAUAAUUUCCUGUAUACAAGGAAAAACUAAUUACAUUUUUAUUCUACCUGUACAACCAUUUUAGUUUACUUAAUAUGAUCAUGGUAUGUUUUUAUUUUUAUUAUUUUAACAAAAUUAGUAAAUUUCAAUUAAAUUGUAAACAAAAAUGUAUCAGAUAUAUGAUGAGAUAAUCAUACAAAUUGAUUGAUUUAUGUAAACAUUUUUUAUUUUCAUCGGAUUGAAGUAUUAUUGAUAAUUUUUUAAUGUCAUACAAUAACUCGUGUUCAUAAUUUUUAGCCAUAUUUACAAGACUAUGAUACCCACAAAGCUUCAAAACGCAACCAGUAUUGCAACAACUAAUCAUGUUGAUGAACUGCAGAAAAAAAAUAUGCAAGAUACCUUUACUAAAUCGAUAGAUGUGAGUCUUUGGGUUGUAAAUCUCAAUGAAAAAGUUAUUUUAGAUAAAUAAUUGUCACAUUUUUUACUUUUUCUAUUCAACUAACCAUCAACUAACUAUUAUGUGUUGUUGAAAUAUUGAAUAUUUUUUCUUAGUUAUCAUUAGUUUGUUUGUUAAUUGAAAGUUAGAAAAAAAAAUAAUUUUAUUAUAAUAUACCUUUUAAUUUUUCUUGUGAGUUGACAACUGUCUGUUUUUAAAAAAAAUUUAUAUAAAUACUUAUUUCCCAUAAUAUUCUGUCUGUACAAUUUGCUCAUAUGAAAACUGUCGACAGCUUGGAAAUCUUUCAUAUUGUUUAUUUUUCAAUCAUUACAGAAAUAUCGUAAUUUUAUUUAUUAUGCCUAUGUUUGUAUUGAGAUAUCAUUGUUAUAAUGUUUUAAUCUAUAUAAUCAGAAGUAAGAGAGGAAAAUUUGAUUGUUGAACUAUGUAACUUGUAUGAAAUUUGUGUAAUUUUUAGUUCAUGUAUAAUAUGGGUGUCCAAGAACAUAAUUAAAAAUAAGUAAUGUGGUUUAAUGUAAUUUCAGUUUCCCAUUUUUAGUCUAAUGUAAAUCAUAAUGUGGUUUUGGAGAUGUUUUUAACGAUCAAUAAUAAUGAUUUUAACAUUUGUCUAAUUAUUUUUAUGAUACUAUUACUAUUUAAUAAAAACAAAUUUCAGGUUAUUUUGUCAGACAUUGGAAAGCAUCCAGUUAAUAAAGUAAAUGAAAUUAUGGAACUUUUAAAUAAGAACAAAGUAGAAUACACAUAUUUGGAGGUAAAUGAUAAAUUUGAAGAUGCUCAGAAUUUCAAGUGUAUAGUUAAAAGUGAUUGCAUAAAUGGUAAAUUAUAUAAAUUGUAUUAAACUAAUUAUUAUAUAUUACUAUUAAUGUGCAUAAUAGUUAUAAAGUUAAAUGUUAUAGCUUAUGGUAUUGGGUUUUCAAAAAAAGAUGCAAAAAAAAAUGCAGCAAUUGAUUUUAUAAAUAAAUUGAAAUCUAAUUUUGACAACAUUUUGAAAGAGUAAAUAAACUACUAACCAUAAAAAAACAAUUGCAUGACUUACAUUUUGUUUCUUUUCAGUGAAGAGAAAAAUUGUUUAGCUGAACCAGAGGUAAAUUAUGUUGGUGUAUUGCAAAAUUUUUGCAUGGCAGUUCCUUCACAGUUGCCAGAUUAUGAAUGUAUAAAAGAUGAAAGUAUAAAUAAUAUGUUCAUAGUGAAGUGUCACCUUUAUGGGUAUACUACUAAAGGUAUGUAUUUUCAGAAAACUAUAAUACUUAAUGAUAUAUAUAAAUAAAAUGUUGUUCUUAAUUAGGCGAAGGUAAAAGCAAGCAAAUAGCUAAAAAGAAAGCGGCAGCUUUAAUGUAUAACCAAAUCAAAGAUAUGCCACGAGAUAGAAUUUUAAAGCAUUACUUGAAUGAACGCGGAAUAUCCAGUAGAGUUCUAAAGAAAAUGAAUUGUUCUGCCAAUCAUACAUUGAUGCAGCCCAGUAAAUUCUCUAAGAAAACCAAUAGUUAUUCUGUCAAUCAUACACCAAUGCAGUCCAGUAGAAUUUCAGAAAAAAUGGAUGAUUCUGUCAAUCUUACAUUGAUGCAGCCCAGUAAAGUCUCAGAGAAAACCAAUAGUUAUUCUGUCAAUCAUACAUCAAUGCAGUCCAGUAAAAUUUCUGAAGAAAUGGAUGAUUCUGUCAAUCUUACAUUUGUGCAGCCCAGUAAAGUCUCAGAGAAAACCAAUAGUUAUUCUGUCAAUCAUACAUCAAUGCAUCCCAGUAGAAUUUCAGAGAAAAUGAAUGAUUCUGUCAAUCAAACAUUGCAGUCCAGUUCAGAUAUGCAGAAAUACUGUAAUUCAAAAAACCAUACAAUAACUGAAGAAUAUAAUUCUCAAAACUCUGUCAUGUCGAAGACCAAAGAUUCAGUUUUCAAUAAUUUGGAUUUCUUUUUUGACCAAAUAAGAUCAUCGAAAAAACCAACUCUCAGUAGACUGAGGGUAAGUAAUUUAUUAUCUAAAAAAUAUAAUAUGCAAAUUAUAUCAUAUAAAACUGUUAUGUGUAGCAGCAUAUAAACAAAUGGUAUAUUGUAGAGAACCUUAUGGAAAUCGUGUUCUCUGAUUCGCUCUAAUCCCAACAAGAUAAUAAUUUCAUUAUUAGUUUGUAAUAAGUGUUUUAUGUUUUAUUCAUAUUAUUUUAUUACAUUAGCCUUGUAUUGAUUUUACAAAGAUGUUUAUUUUAUGUGUACACAUUUUCUACCAGAAAGCUUACUCCAAUGUAUAGGAUGUAGACCCUUUUCUGAAAGGAAAUUUUCUUGGGGUGGUAUUUUUUACUAGGGCAGGAUAUUUUUCGAUUUUGUUAGGAGUUUUCUCAUCAAAUGUAAAAAAACGGUAAAAUAUACAUAGUAUAUUAGUUAUAAUACAAUUUUUUUUAAUUUUUAAUUUAAUUAAUUUUUAAAAUGUAUAUAUUUAAUUUUUCUAAAAGGAAAUCGACUGGGCAGGUACUUUGAGGUAAUUUUUCAUUUUUUCCAACAAAUGUGAUAAACCGGGGAUAAAACACUAAAAAUCAGCACAAUAUUAUUAUUAAACUAAUAUAUUAAAGAAAAUAUAUAGUGCCUAUCUAAUUAUUUUACCAUAAUAUGACAUAUUACAUACUGUUGACAAAGCAUCACUAUAAACUGAACUUUCUGCUCAGAAUUGUUUUUUUUCACUAGCAAUAGUUUAUUGUUGUUUACAGAUAUACAUUAAAUUCCCUUCUUUAUCCUACUUUCCUUCACACCUACAACAGUGGCUGCACUCACAUGCAAAUUAUGUCUUGUUUUUUAUUUAUUUUCUUUUUCAAAGGAUAAGAUUUGAAUUUUUAAUUCAUAUUAUUAUUAUUUUUUUAUUUAGGACUUCUACGAUAACUAUUUUAAUUAUUAAAAACUGAUCAGUAACAUUAAAUUAUAUUAUUUGUUGUUAUGAAUAAUAAUUAAUGCUAUUAUAAUUUGUUUUUUUUUUUUUUAAGUUGAUAACAGAUCAAUGAAAACAAAGUAUUGUAAUUUAUACAUACACUGUAGACUGUGAAGGCAAAAAUGAUUAUCUAUGAAUGUAAUGUGUAUACUAAAUUUUGUAAUUUAUUUAUUUUCAUCUAAUGAGUUCUUCUAUUUAAAUUUUUAUGUAGCAUAUAGAAUAAUGUCUUUAAUUGUGAAACAAUAUUUAAUCUUAAAAUAAUAAUUUGAUAUUAAAUUUAAUACUUUAAAUUUUAAUAAAAUUUAACACUUCUUUACUUUUUACAAACUGAAACAUUUAAAAAUCAUAACUGAUAAUUAAAUUGUUAUUUUAUUGGGAUUAGAUUCAAUCGGACCACAGGAUUUCUAUAAGUUCUCUAACAAUGUAAACUUUGCUUAUAUGCUAACAGUUAACAGUGUAGUCUACUGAUUAACAAUAACCUGGAAUGUCUACCUACCUACUUGAUAAUAGUGUCUAACUUCAAACAUGUUAUCUACUAAAUAUAAUAACAAUCAGCUUUUUUUUUGAAAAUUACUAUAAUUUUAGAGGGGGCUGAUAUUUUAUAAUAUUUAAUUGUAUAUCAAAGCCGCUUUCUUUAAACUUGCAAAAAUCAUAUUACUUAAAACACCAUGAAAAAUGUAUAUGUGAUUUAUUUGAGAGAUCUUAUUACAUAGGUUAUAAUUAUAACCAAUGUAUAUUACAUAUACGAGUAGCUAUAUAUUAUAUUAGCCUUUUUUAAUUUUUACUUUAAAAAUUUAAGAAAAAUAGUUAGAUUAAAAGUUGAUCUUAUCACCUAAAUAAUUUAAUUAAUACCAAUUAAUUUUAAUAACAAGAUUUAAAUUUACCAAUUUUAUUUUAUAAUGUUAUAACUUAUAAGAAUUAUUAAGAAAAACAAAAAUACAAAUAUUUCUUUAUAGCAACCACCUAGUUACAAUAAAAUAUAUUAAAAAUUUAAAAACAAAAGACUACUUAUUUUCCAUAAUGGGUGGGGCCCGUCUUACAAUUGGCUCCCUGUUGUAGGACAGAAAUUAGGAAAGUAAGAUAUAGAGUGGAUAUUAAUGUAUUAAUGUAUUCAGUUAUUCAUAUUAUGAAAGAUCAAAAUUUGAUGUUAAAAUUCUUAUUAUAAUAAUUAAUAAUAUAAACAUUUUUUUAUUUUUACCUCAAAGUACUACUUAUAAUGAAUCUCCUGUUAAAUGUUGAAAUGUUUUUCUUAAUUUUAAUUGAAAGUUAGGAUACAUUAUUAUAUACUAUAUAUUAUGUAUACUUCUGAUUAUUUAAAGUGGUGUUCAGUGAUCACUGACCAGUUUAUACUGUUUGAAUUAUAAAAUUGCAUUAAGAUUAUUUGUGAUGGAAUUGUUCAUAGAAAUGCUACUGAUGGUAGUGGUCAUGUCGCAGAGAACUACUAUUUUGAAACUUGUCACUUUUUUUUACAUGGUUGAUCAAUUUAAACAAAUCACUUGUUUUACAUUUUAAGGUUUAAAUAUUGAUAGGUAAUAUAAAUAAUUAUCUUGAUAAUUAUAAUAUUUAUCUUAUUAUGCUAUAUUGUGUGUAUGUUUUUUUAAGUUCUGAGCUGAGUGAGGAAUGUAUUGGUUUUACUAAAAAUCUUGCUUUGAUAUAUCAAGUAUAGCAUCUUUUCUAAAAGAAAAUUUUGUCUAGUUGAAGUAUUAGGGAACAUAUUUUUUGAUUUUUAAAGGGGUUUUCACAAUAACUGAGAUAUAAUGAUAUAAAAAAACUCCUGAAAAAGUGGAAAAGUUCGAUAUUUUAUUGAAAUUUUUGUGUGCUUUCAACUUCAAUUAAAACAAUAUUCUAAGAAAAAAAAAUUAGUUUACUUUAUAUUCAAUUAUUAUUUGAACAUUUUAAGUAGAUACAGCAACCUGAACAUAAAGGAUUGAUGUCUAAAAAUAACUUUUUAUUUCGGUCUCUAAAUCCAAUUGAAAUUUUUUUCAAAAAUUAAAAACUAAUAUUUUAGCAUUUGUAUGGUAUAUAUAAACAUUUAUUUAAAAUCAUGUGAUAUAUGAAACACUCAAUGUAUUAUAUUUUUUUGUCUUUAUUAUUACUGAUAUCUAUUUUUCUUGUUAUUUUCUCUUUGUAACUAUCCGGAUACAAUGUACAGUUUUGAUUUUUUUUUCUAGAUAUUUUUUUUUUUUUUUAAUGUAUUAGUACAAUAAUAAAUGCAAAAUUAUUGGUUUUGUUUCCAUUGCCAUUAAUAUACAGGAUAACCAUCCUAUUCAGGGGGAUUCACUAAGCAUGCUCACCCCAUUUUUUUGGUUAAAUUUUGCAUAUAUUUAAAUUAUGUUUUUCAAAAUUUUUAAGUGUAGUUAAAGUUGAUAUUUUCGAAUACUUAGAUUUUUUCCAUUAUUUAAGGAGUAUCAUGCAAUAACACCAACUUAGGUUUUUCAAAUGAAAACCUAUAUUAAAAAUUCCAUAAACAGAUGAUUAAUGUAUUAUUUUAAAUAAAUUUAACACUUCAAAAUUCCAAAAUUCAGAAUUUGAAUUUAUGCAAAAUUUAACCAAAAAACAGGGUGAGCACACUCAGGUAAUUACCCUGUAUAUACUCAUUGUUUUUGUUUUACAGGAACUCAAACGUGUACAAUUGUAUACAAUAGACACUGUUCAAAUGUUGUAUGACAUAGCUAAUGAAGAAGACUUUACUGUCAACUACGAAUCGUUUCCUAAUCAUGUUUCAAGUAAAAUAUUUGUUUAAGGUUUAAAUUAAUAAUUAAAUUAUUUUUAUUUUUUUUAGGCACAAUAAGAGUUAAGGUAAAUCUAUCUGUUUCACCAACUUUAAUACAUUUGGGUAAUGGAAAGACAGCUAUCAAUGCUUUUAGGGAAGCUUCAUUUAAUGUUCUAGUGUACUUGAAAAUGAUUAUGGAUAAAUCAAGUCCAUAAAAGCUAUUAUAUUCAAAUUGACAUUCAUACUUAAUUUUUAUUGUUAAAGCAAUUUAUUUAUGUUUGAUAUAACUUUCUUCUGAUCAAUAAAGUAAAGAUAUAAUAUUUUUAAUUUCUGAUUGUAUUAUGUAAUAAUAAUAAUAUAUAAUUAUAUAAUAAUAAUUUAAU
Molecule: messenger RNA, 7250 nt
Organism: Cinara cedri
Lineage: Eukaryota; Metazoa; Arthropoda; Insecta; Hemiptera; Aphididae
Source: the annotation of a GenBank genome assembly